GUCAGUCUGACAUACAUACAACUCUAACAACCCUCUUUUUUUGUUUUUUGUUUAUUAUUUUAAUUUUGCGUAAUGAACAUUGUUCCGAGAAGUAAGAUUGUUGCAGAUAUCUUUGGAAUUAAAAAUUAUUGAUACAAUUAUAAAAUAAAUACAAUGUUGCGAAGACGAAAGAAAAACAAUCAACUAUUUGUGUGGUGAAGGAGAACGAACAGAGCUUGAUGGAAUAGUUAAUAAACGUUGUCAUCGUUUAGGUAUUUUCCCAGAAAAACGUCAGUCAUAUUCAUAGAAAGAAAACCAAAAACAAAGAAUUCUUUUUGUAAACAAUAAAAUAAAAGAUAAGAAUUAAUAUCAAGUGGCUUGUCAUAAUACAAAGCAAAGCAAUACAAAAAGACACCACAUUGCGAUAAAUUAGAACGUGAAGAACAACAACAAAAUAGUUCAAGGAACUCAUCGUAUUUGUUUGGGGAAUCCAUUGAUAAACAUCAUCAUUCCCCCUACCGUCAUAGCUAGCACCAGUAAUAUAGCUUGCUUACGUUGCUCUUCAGAUUUCUAGCAAAAAUUGCAGCAUCAGCACCAGACCGCCAUUCCGCAAGAACGUUAAAAAACGUCAGCAGCAUGCGAAGUAUCGAAGGAAAAGUUGUCAUUUUGGGCUCCAGAGGUGUUGGAAAAUCUUGCCUCGUUACAAAAUACAUUAAAAACACAUUACACAAAGACAUCGAACAUGCCAGUGCAGCAUCGUUCUUCACAUGCAAGGUUAUACUGGAAGAUGCUAAAGUAAAAUUACAAAUUUGGGACACUGCGGGCCAGGAACGUUUUAAGGCGGUUGCUCCCAUGUAUUAUCGUAAUGCCAAUGCUGCCAUAUUAGUUUUUGAUUUAUCACAAUAUCGUACAUUCAAAGAAAUCAAAUCAUGGAUCCAUGAGUUGCAUCGCAACAUACAGGAUCCGUUGAUAUUGACAUUGGUGGGCAAUAAAUUGGAUUUACAUGCUGAACGGGCGGUAUCGCGUGAAGAGGCAUUGCUGUUUGCCAAUUCAAUUGGCGCCACAUAUUUCGAAACUUCGGCCGAGACAGAUCAGGGAUUGGAACAGGUUUUUCUCAGCACUGCCCUGGGUUUGGUGCGUUUGGCACGUGAAGGAAAAUGCCGCUCGUUGCGACAAUUCGACUCAUGUGAUUCCAUAUCCACCUAUACCAAUAACAAUACCGCCUUUAGUUAUUCCACCCAAGCUUUAAUGAACGGCUCAAUAAUUCAUUUGCCAUCAAUACCCAUGGGAAUACCGGUAGAUGGUGAGGAUGUGAAAACAACAGAUCAAGGACGACUUGAGACACCCUCCUGGAGCAUAGAACACAUAGCAUUGGGUGAGGUUGAACCCGUCAAUUGGUGUUGUUAGAUAUGUUGGUGAUGUGGGAUGCCAUCGGGCAAUGAUUUUUGAAAACAAAUUGUGAUUUAUUGAAAGAAACAACAAAACAAGCAAAAUAUUUAAGAAAACAGGAUAUUAUUUUAAAUGGGCAAAAGAAAAGCAAACGACAACAAAUCCGUAUCCAAAUAUGUAUUUACAUUUGCAAUAUAAUAAUGCCUCUAUAUACUUUACAUUUACUAACCUUUGAUGCUUUUGACCAAAAACAAACUCACCCAACGAAUUUUUUUUUAUUUAGAAUGCAAAACGUGUUUUAAUUUCGUUACGAACUGAAUGUAUAUUCGUUUUGAAUAUUCUCAAAUUUAUCCCAGAAUAAUUCAUAAUUAUAAUGAAUAUAAUAAUAAUUAACAACACAUGUACAAACUUAAAUCAGAAUGGAGAUUUUGUUGUGUUUUCCUUUCCUUUCAUUUCAUUUUAAUUUUCAGUUCAUUAAGAAAACAUAUUAUACGUCAAAUGUUCAUAAUUUUUAGUUAUAAGCAAUGAUUGAAAAUCAUUUUAUAUCCUCUUUGUAUUCGUCGUAUCUCAAAACGGUUAUGUUAUUCUUUUUUUUAUUAUAAUAUUGAUAUUAUAUAAUAGGCCAGUUUAUUUUUAAUAUUAAAUCUUUAUGUAUGUACAAUGAAAACCAAAAAAAGCAGAAAAUAUUUUAUUUUUCUCUAAAUAA
This is a messenger RNA of Musca domestica (house fly), 2074 nucleotides long. RefSeq lists its product as uncharacterized. Bases 616 to 1386 code for a protein of 256 amino acids. The transcript is spliced from 3 exons. NCBI's taxonomy places the organism in Eukaryota, Metazoa, Arthropoda, Insecta, Diptera, Muscidae. The record is from RefSeq and is a predicted model, not a curated record. Gene Ontology annotation, molecular function: GTP binding; GTPase activity.